Messenger RNA from Hevea brasiliensis (rubber tree), 1484 nucleotides. RefSeq names its product (R,S)-reticuline 7-O-methyltransferase-like. Bases 147 to 1229 code for a protein of 360 amino acids. Gene Ontology annotation, biological process: methylation. The transcript is spliced from 2 exons. The record is from RefSeq and is a predicted model, not a curated record. Lineage: Eukaryota; Viridiplantae; Streptophyta; Magnoliopsida; Malpighiales; Euphorbiaceae. Gene Ontology annotation, molecular function: O-methyltransferase activity; protein dimerization activity; S-adenosylmethionine-dependent methyltransferase activity.
AUUAGAAGUAGCCCUCCUACAUAAACUGAACAUUUCCUUUCAUUCAAUGAAAGGAGAGCUAAUUUUUUCCUAAUUUAGUAACUGCUACUUAUCACCAAUCUCAUACCAUCCCAUUCUUCUGAAUUCCGAGAUUAAGGAAGAGAGAAAUGGAAAGACCAGAAGCAGCAGAUCCAGAGGGAAUGCUCAGAGGUCAAGCGGCAAUAUGGGAGUGCAUUUUUGGCUUCGUGGGCGGCAUGGCACUCAAGUGUGUAGUUGAGCUAGGCAUUCCCGAUAUAAUAAGCUCUCAUGGGCGUCCUCUCUCCUUGUCUUCCAUUGCUAAAAUCAUCAACCUUCCUUCCCUGGAUACUGAUCGCCUAUCACGGGUCAUGACACUGUUAGUUCACAGACAAAUCUUCACUUCAAAUAAUCCUGCAAGCCCAGAAGGGGAGCACAAUGCUACUACUCUCUAUGGCCUCACCAACUCCUCCAAAUUGCUUCUCAGUGAUUCGAAGACGAGUCUUGCACCCAUGUUGCUGUUUCAGAACCAUACAUGGAUGCUAUCAAGUUGGCAUCACCUUAGUGAUAUUGUGAAGGAAGGUGGUAGUGGGUUCACUAAAUCUCAUGGUUUAGAGUUCUUUGAUUUUGCAUCAGCCAAUCCUGUAUUCAACACCUUACUUAACGAGGCUAUGGAAGGCGCAUCAAAAAUCAUUGUGGAAGCAGUGAAAGCCAGCUAUAAAGAUGGGUUCAAUGGACUAGGAUCGCUUCUGGACGUUGGGGGCGGGACUGGUGCCAUGGUGGGUGAGAUUGUGAAGGCACAUCCCCAUAUAAAAGGAAUCAACUUCGAUCUUCCACAUGUGGUGGCUACGGCACCAGAGUAUGAGGGCGUCACACAUGUUGCCGGCGAUAUGUUUACAAGCAUUCCUCCAGCUGAUGCCAUUCUCUUGAAGUGGAUAUUGCACGAUUGGAAUGACGAAGAUUGCAUGAAAAUCUUGAAAAAUUGUCGAGAAGCAUUGCCAAAAACUGGAAAGCUUAUAAUCGUGGAUGCAGUUUUAAAUUCACAAGGAAAUGAAUUGUUUGACUAUAUGCGAUUGGUGUUUGAUCUGGCAAUGAUGGUUCAUGUCCAAGGAAAGGAAAGGAGUGAAGCAGAAUGGAAAAUAUUGUUAGAGGAAGGAGGUUUUGCCAGCUACAAGAUUAUCAAAAUUCCAACACUUGCAUCAAUCAUCGAGGCUCAUCCCCAUCAUGCAUGCUAGUGUCCUCCUUGGGUUGUGUCCCUAGAAAUAAUAGCAUAUUAAUGUUGUUUGUUUUCAAUGAACGAACUUUAGCUCCUAAUAUUGGGUGGUUCUAGAGUUCAAGUUUAAUAAAGUUUAACUAUAUAAAAAAAUAAUUCUAUGUUUCCUAUCUUUAGUUAGUCAAUAAAUUGGUGAGUGAGUGUGUAGUCUCUUGCGACGUUAUCUGUAUCUAUAUUAAUACAUUAAAAUUGGUGGCAAUUGGCACUGUUUUUUCUA